Fusarium poae is the source of this 771-nucleotide messenger RNA. RefSeq lists its product as uncharacterized. Lineage: Eukaryota; Fungi; Ascomycota; Sordariomycetes; Hypocreales; Nectriaceae. The transcript is spliced from 3 exons. The record is from RefSeq and is a predicted model, not a curated record. Bases 1 to 771 code for a protein of 256 amino acids.
AUGAAAACCGUCCUUUGGCUUGUUUUUUGGAACUUGGGCCUUAUUGCCCUCUCAAUAUGUGUUCUAGCAGGGUGCAGGACAUCGGCUGAGAAGAACUAUGCUCUCAUCCAGUGGCCAAGAUCAACAAUAGCUCUCAUAUGGGGAGAAGAGUGCGAAACAGCCACGGCCGAUAUCAUACCAGACUGGUACAAGUUUGGAGUAUGCAGAGUCACUGAUGGACAUACAUCAUGCGAGAGCAAAUUCCCUCCAACAUUCAACCUCGCCCAAGCCGUUCUCAGAGACCUUGACGAAGCCGAAUCAUCAGAUACACUGGAAAAAUGCAAAGAAGCCAUCGACAAGCCUAUCGAUCACAAAACGCCCAAGAAACUUGGUGCAAUCAUGGUCUCGUUCCUUAUCACGUCCAUCUUUAUCAGCAUCUUCUCCAUCGGCAUAGCAGUCGCGGAAGGCAGUGCCUGGGCCCUGUGGACGACGGGUAUACUGGCAAUAGACAUGCUGCUAAUAUUUGCGAGUCUUGUCCUUUGCGUCGCCAUGAUGAACUUUGAGGGAGGUGGAUAUCUUGCUGGUGUUCAUGCGCAGGAGUUUUCGGACAGGGCAAUGAUGGGGAUUGCUCUUUGGAUGAUGCUUGCCAUGCUCAUUGGACGACUAUUGUCAAAUCCCUGGUUAAUCUUCCUUUUUAUUGCGAUUCUGGUCACCAUUAUUGUUGUUUCGCUAGUUCUCAUUCGCACAAGGGGCUUCUUUUACGUCGUUCGCACGAUGGCUACAAUGGAUUAG